This is a messenger RNA of Pyrus x bretschneideri (Chinese white pear), 504 nucleotides long. Its product is annotated as alpha carbonic anhydrase 8. The record is from RefSeq and is a predicted model, not a curated record. The coding region runs from base 1 to 504 and encodes 167 amino acids. The transcript has a single exon. NCBI's taxonomy places the organism in Eukaryota, Viridiplantae, Streptophyta, Magnoliopsida, Rosales, Rosaceae.
AUGUCGAGGUUCAUCGAACUCGUCUCGCCUCUGCUCCUCGCUUUCCUCCUAGUCCAAUUCAGCACCGCCGUCUCUUCUUCCUCUCCGCCAGAGCCCUCCCCGACUCCAUCGCCGCAAACCGGCGCCGAUGCACCUUCACCGCCAUCUCCAUCCCCGAUUUCCCUCCCUCCAUCUCCGUCGAACGCUCCGGCUGACUCACCAAUUCCAUCUUCUCCUCCCGCUCCGCCCCAAUCGACUCCAUCGCCGUCGCCUGACAGCGAACCUUCUGUUCCCUCUUCAGCGCCGUCGGUUCCUAGCGACAUCAAUCACAAUAACAUCAACGCCGACGGUGACGGAGAGGAGUUCUCCGAAGGAGGAAUAAGCACCGGAAAGAAGGCGGGGAUCGCGUUCGGCGUCAUCGUCGGAGUCAGUUUGGUAGGGCUGGGAGGAUUCGUGUACAAGAAGCGUCAAGAUAACGUCCGUAGAUCUCAGUACGGUUACGCCGCCAGGAGAGAGAUUCUCUGA